UCCCGACUCCCGCAUGGUUUGUGGAGUGCGAUGUCUGCUUCAACCGUUUGUACAGGCGUCGCUCCCUUCACGUGCUUAUUUUGACGUUCACAAGUGUAAGUAUUUUGUCUGACCGCGUUCAGAAUGUCGUUCUUCAUCAGGAACUCGAAAGGGAACGCUUCAGUUACACAACAACGCUCCAAAGACAGGAAAAAGCGGAAAGGAACGCAGCCAUCUAACAGAAACGAUGCCAAGAAAGCGGCCGGUGAUCGAGGCGCCAAGGCCAAUUCAAAAGCUUCCGAAGAAAUCCUGUCCAGCGAGUCGGAUAUUGAAGACCGUGUUGUUCCCGGAACCCACUUUUCCGACGACGAUGAGGAGCUGGAGACUGAGCAAGAAAAAAAGCUAAGGCUCGCGAAGAAGUACCUUGCUGAAAUAGAGAAACAAGAGAAGGAGAGGCUCGAAGUCGAAGAACUCGACCGGUCGGUUCUCUCUCAUCGCUUACGUAACGAGCUGCUCGAGCAGAGUGGGCAACUGCAGAAGAAAGUUGCUGACAAGGUUGAGGGCGUGUAUGACAGCGACAUCAAGAUUUUGAGGGGCCACAAGUUGUCAGUGACCUGCGUGACCAUUUCCCACGACGAAAAGCACAUCUUUAGUGGCUCCAAGGACUGCUCCAUCAUCAAGUGGUGCACCAGGACGGGAGCCAAACUUCACCAGGUGCCCGGUGCCAAGAAAGCUGCCACAUCGGAUCAGGAGAUACCGUUGGCACAUACCGGUCAUGUGCUGGCACUGGCAGUUUCCUCGGAUGGUUCUUUCCUGGCAUCAGGCUGCCAGAACAAGGUGGUCUUCAUCUGGGACCCAGCAACCAUGAACCGCCUUCAUACCUUCCAAGGCCACAGAGGUUCCGUCACGGGACUGGCGUUUCGUCUGGGAUCCCACCAGCUGUUCAGCUGCUCAACUGACCGUUCGGUGAAGAUCUGGAACUUGGAUGAGAUGGCCUACGUCGAGACCCUGUUUGGACAUCAGGACGCGGUGACGGGUAUCGACAGCUACACUCGAGAGCGAGCCGUCACUUCUGGGGGUCGUGACAACACGCUGCGCAUCUGGAAGGUCGUCGAAGAGUCACAGUUGGUGUAUCAGAGCCACAGCUGCUCUGUGGACUGUGUGAGCAUGAUCAACGAGCAACACUUCAUUUCUGGUGCUGACGAUGGGUCCCUGUGCCUGUGGACGGCAAUGAAGAAGAAGCCGACCUGCACUGUUCACCAGGCCCACGGUGCUCGCGACGGGUCUCCGUUGUGGCUCACUGCUCUGGCUGCACUCCGCUGCACCGACCUAGUUGCCUCGGGAUCUUCCAAUGGAGAAGUGAAGUUGUGGAGUUGCGGUGAUGACUGCAAGAGGCUGACUGAAGUCAUCUCGAUUCCUCUGGAGGGCUUUGUGAACGAGCUUGUGUUCAGCAACUCUGGACAACUGCUGGUUGCGGCGGUUGGUCAGGAGCACAGGCUGGGACGCUGGUGGAACCUGAGGAAAGCCAAGAACUGUGUCGCCAUCCUACCUCUCAAGAUUUCCGACCGACCAGUAGCAGCCCUGGCAGAUGCCUCUGCUAAGCCUGUCCUCAAAGGAAAACUCUUGACCACGUUGUCGAUCACCAAGAGAUCCGGGACCGACGCCAAGCAGGGAGGCUGCUGAGGUUAAAUCCCGUCGUCUGGAGGGCCGUCUGCUUCGACCAGUCUGCCGACGUCUCCUCGCACCGAAGAGCCAUAGACAUGAAGUGGCGAUAGAAGCAGAUUGCAAGCCUUUCAUCAACAACAGAAGUCGGCGUGGAAGUGGCAGCCUUCCGGCGAUGGGGAAAAAACCGUGUUUUGUCGGGCAUCACUGCGCAGCUUCUCGCACUUGCGAGACAAAUGACGGCUGUGCCGCGAAACAAAGAAUUUGGGAGCGGCCGGUUCGAUGUUGCUGCAGCAGUCGUUCCCUCAAGCUCAAUCGCAAGAUUGCUUGUUUUUUUAAACUGUGCAGAGCUUGUUUCUUUGUAGUGUUAUGCGCUUUGCAAUAAAUAUUUAUUGAGCUCUUA
This is a messenger RNA of Ixodes scapularis (black-legged tick), 2044 nucleotides long. RefSeq names its product U3 small nucleolar RNA-interacting protein 2. The transcript has 15 exons. Gene Ontology annotation, cellular component: small-subunit processome. The record is from RefSeq and is a predicted model, not a curated record. Gene Ontology annotation, molecular function: protein binding; snoRNA binding. Lineage: Eukaryota; Metazoa; Arthropoda; Arachnida; Ixodida; Ixodidae. Bases 124 to 1662 code for a protein of 512 amino acids.